AUGGAGGAAAUGUACGGAUUGAUGAAUUACCAUGAGCAAGUUCCACCGCCAGAUUCGGCCAGAGAGAACUACGGCCACCAUGCUUUUGAUGAUCAGUCACCAGAGGUUGGCCAUCAUCGGAGAAUUCGGCCAGUAUUCGGAUCAGGUUCCAAUAUUCAAACUAGUAGUAGCAAUAAUAAUAACAAUGGAUUAGCUGAAGAACUAGAUGAAGAUUUGUCAAGUGAAAAUCGAGCCAAAAUCAUGUCACAUCCGCUUUAUCCUAAGUUGCUCCAAGCUUACAUCGCUUGCCAAAAGGUUGGGGCUCCGCCGGAUAUAUCGAAUCUCUUCGAUGAAAUUUUCAGAGAUAAUGAUUUCUGUAGGAGAUCCAGCGCCUGUUCUUGUCUGGGCGACGAUCCAGAGCUUGACGAAUUCAUGGAAACUUACUGUGAGAUGCUGGGUAAGUAUAGAUCGGAUCUCGCAAGGCCUUUCGAUGAAGCAACUACGUUUCUGAACAAUAUGCAAACUCAACUCACCAAUCUCUGCAAGGGAACUUCUAUAACCUACCACACAGGUGGGGAUGAAAGUGUAGAGAGGUCAAAGGAAGAUACAAGUAGAGGAGGGGAAGCAGAAGGGGUGAGAUCCAACUGGAGCAAUGAAGAUAGAGCUCUGAAGGAUACACUUUUACGCAAAUACAGCAAAUAUAUUAGUUCCCUCAAGCAUGAAUUUUCCAACAAGAAGAAGAAAGGAAAACUACCCAAAGAAGCAAGACAAGUUCUCCUUGAUUGGUGGAACCUUCACUACAGAUGGCCAUAUCCCACUGAAGCAGACAAGGUAGCACUGGCUGAAUCAACAGGAUUGGACCAAAAACAGAUAAACAACUGGUUUAUAAAUCAAAGGAAGCGGCAUUGGAAACCAUCGGAGAAUAUGCAGUUUGCAGUCAUGGACAGUCUUUGUGGAUCGUUUAUCGUCAACAAUUGA
Molecule: messenger RNA, 957 nt
Organism: Cynara cardunculus var. scolymus (artichoke)
Lineage: Eukaryota; Viridiplantae; Streptophyta; Magnoliopsida; Asterales; Asteraceae
Product: homeobox protein knotted-1-like 2
Exons: 5
Coding region: 1-957 (318 amino acids)
Biological process (GO): regulation of DNA-templated transcription
Cellular component (GO): nucleus
Molecular function (GO): DNA-binding transcription factor activity, RNA polymerase II-specific; DNA binding
Source: RefSeq, a predicted model, not a curated record